CUGAAUGGCAGCAGAAUGAACCUGCCUGUAUUUAUUGAAAAGAUCAGUAUUCAAAGCAGUGGUGGAUAUGUUCUUGUGGAAACUGACUUUGGACUGUGGGUGAGAUAUGAUGGAAAUCAUUAUGCAGAAGUCUCUGUGCCCUCUACUUACAGCGAUCUGCUCUGUGGCCUCUGUGGUAAUUAUAAUGGUGAUCCAAAUGAUGACAACAUAAAGCCCAACGGUGACAUUGCAAGUGGUUCCACUGAUCUUGGACAAAGCUGGCUUGUGCCUGAGAAUAAUACCAUAUGCUCUAGUGGGACAGAAGAGCAAUGUGAUCCUGUGCUUGAGAGUGAAGCGAGGAAGAACACAGCAUGUGGCAUGAUCACAGACCCAAGAGCGAUGUCCUGUCCUGGAGGCAGCAUCUACAAAAGCUGUGGUACUAGGUGUCCGUCUACCUGUUUGAACAUCUCAGCAGCUGAUUCUUGCAGUUCCUUACCAGUGGAAGGUUGCUUCUGUAAGCAAGACUAUGUUUUGAGUGGAGACAAAUGUGUGCCGGAAAGCAGCUGUGGUUGUGUUGAUGAAAAGAAACAGUAUCACCAGCUGGAUGAAAGCUGGUUUACCGGUUAUCCCUGCACUGAACGCUGCACCUGCAAGGCUAAUAACACCAUUGCAUGCACUUCCUGGGAGUGUGGAGUCCGAGAGGAAUGCAGUAUUCAGGAUGGUGUGCUGGGCUGUCAUUCCACUGGCCAAGCAACAUGUCAAGUGGCAGGAGAUCCCCAUUAUUUCACUUUUGAUGGAAUGGUGUACACUUUUGUGGGUACCUGCACCUACACCUUGGUUGAGGUUGUCAACACCAACAGUGUCAUUCCUAUAACUAUCCUUGGCAAGAAUGAAGACAGAGGACUAAGAGGGGCCACAUACCUGAAAGAAGUCUACAUAGAUGUGUAUGGUGUACGAAUCACCCUUCAGAAAGGCCAAGGAAUCCUGUUGAACAAUGAGAGAGUCUACACUCCAGUGGAGAACCGGUUGCAAGGCGUGUCCAUUGGAAAUGUUGGCAGAUUCAUAGUAGUGGAAACUGACUUUGGUGUGAUAGUGAAAUAUGAUGGCAAUCACCAUCUGGAAAUUACCCUCCCACAGUCUUAUUUCUCAAAGGUACAUGGCAUGUGUGGUAACUUCAAUGAUAAUCGUGAAGAUGAUCUGUCCUUGCCCAAUGGUACACUCGUUAGUGUCACCCAGUUUGGAAAUAGCUGGAAAGUGGAGGAAGACAGUGAUGAAGGUUGUUUAUCAGACUUAAGAGAAGAUGAUGUUCCUCCUUGCACUGCUGAGAAUAAACCAGUCAUUGAAAGCCAGUGCAAUGUCCUAAAAUCGGACAAAUUCAAAGCCUGUCAUAAUCUAGUCAAGCCUGAAGACUUCAUACAGAUCUGCAUCUAUGACAUGUGCCAGUAUAAUGGCAUGAAAUCCGCUCUCUGCGACAUAGUUCAAGUCUAUGUGGACACCUGCAGGAAUCAUGGAAUCACUAUUAAUUGGAGGAAUAGCACAUUCUGUCCAUUGCCCUGCCCUCCCCACAGCCAUUACACGGACUGUGUCUCCGCCUGCCCAUCAACAUGCAAUGACAUUUUUGCCUCUUCCCUUUGUGAGAAGACAGAAGAGUGCACAGAGGGCUGUGAGUGUGAUAAUAACUAUUUGCUCAGUAAUGGCAAGUGUGUACCUCUGAGCAAUUGUGGCUGCAGGGAUGAUGACAACAAUUACUACAGUGCUGGGGAGACUUGGGUAACUCCACACUGCACCAAAAGAUGCCAGUGUCAGAAGAACGGUGUCAUCAACUGUAAGAGCUAUAGCUGUGAUUCUAAAGAAACCUGCGUGAUCAAAACUGGAAAAUACAAGUGCAAUCCAACAGGUUUUGGGAACUGUCGGAUCAUGGGUGACCCACACUACAACACCUUCGAUGGUCUGGUGCACCAUUUUCAAGGGAAAUACACGUAUAUCCUGGCUCAGACCAUCCCUGACCUACCUGAUACUCUGACGCAGUUCAGCAUUGAAGGCACAAACUACCCUGUUUAUCGAGGUCGACGCAUUACUUACCUGAAAGAGAUUCUCGUCAAUGUUUACAAUCACACAGUGCGACUCAGACAGCACAAGCAGCUUGUGUUGGAUGGUGUGAGGGUGAGACCCCCUGCUCGUCCUCAUGAAGGUAUUCAUAUAUAUCAGAGGACAACAAGAAUUUACCUGGAGACAGAUUUUGGCUUAUACCUGAGCUUUGAUGGCAAUCAAAAUGCAGAUAUAAAGCUGGCCAAUACCUACAGAAACAGAGUGGAAGGCUUGUGUGGUGACUUUGAUGGGAAAUAUAGAAAUGACUUCACAAAACCAGAUGGUGUUUGGGUGAAGAAUGUGAAUGUAUUUGGUGAGAGCUGGAAAGUUCCUCUGAAAAGAACAACCUCUCCUCUCAGCCGAGAUGUCAACUCAAAAGAUGAGUCUAAGGAUGAACCAGAUCCAGGGCUCUUCCAAGGCUGCAAUGAAAAUCAGCUGGGGCAAGAAAACAGAACUUCGAGAUGUCAAAUCCUGAUUGACUUGAAUGGUCCUUUUGUAACGUGUCAUUCUAUCAUCUCACCAGAUUUCUAUUUCACGAGCUGCCUGUUUGAUAUGUGUGUAGAAGGAGAUGAGGAUGCUACCUUAUGUCGCAGUCUGGAGGAAUACAUGCUGGCUUGUCAGCAGCAAGGAGUCAGUAUGGAAGGCUGGAGGCAACAGACAGUUUGUGGCUGUGAAUGUCUCCCCGGCUAUGUUCUCAGUGGUUUUGACUGUGUGCCUUACAAACAGUGUGGCUGCACAUACCUUAACAAAUAUUACGAGAUUGGAGAGAUAUUCACCACUGAUGACUGCUCUCAGAGAUGCCAGUGCACAGAGAGCUCCACUGUCUCCUGCUCUAAUAUCGUGUGUGGGUCUGAUGAAAUCUGUGGCAUUUCAAACUACAGUCGUGGAUGCUACAGGAGUGGACCAUGUAUGCCAAAUCCUUGUAAGAAUGAUGGAGUUUGCUCUGAAACUACUAACAGCACCUCUCUCCACUUCUACUGUGAAUGUUCAGAACUGUACACAGGACCAAGCUGCGAGGUUGAAAAGAUAGCUGCAGACUCUUCCAUAGACGAUGCUGAGGACCAUACAAUUGCCAUUCUUGUUGGAGUUUUGGCAGGCGUAGUUGUUAUUGUCAUUCUCAUCUCCUCUGCAGUGUACCUGUACAG
Molecule: messenger RNA, 3212 nt
Organism: Phaethon lepturus (White-tailed tropicbird)
Lineage: Eukaryota; Metazoa; Chordata; Aves; Phaethontiformes; Phaethontidae
Product: zonadhesin-like
Exons: 20
Molecular function (GO): protein binding
Source: RefSeq, a predicted model, not a curated record